Molecule: messenger RNA, 1176 nt
Organism: Hypomesus transpacificus
Lineage: Eukaryota; Metazoa; Chordata; Actinopteri; Osmeriformes; Osmeridae
Product: UDP-N-acetylglucosamine/UDP-glucose/GDP-mannose transporter-like
Exons: 13
Coding region: 19-1035 (338 amino acids)
Cellular component (GO): Golgi apparatus
Molecular function (GO): antiporter activity; GDP-fucose transmembrane transporter activity
Source: RefSeq, a predicted model, not a curated record
CUUUAGUGAUUUCAUACUAUGGCGGAAGUCAGGAAACGUCAACAUGAACAAAAUGAGAAAAAAACCUCUGCUAAAGGCGCAUUAUCUGAGACCGAAAUAGAAGAGAAGAGCGACAAGAGAUCAGCCAUCGUACUGAAACUUUUCGCAGCUGGAUUUUACGGACUAAGCUCCUUUCUCAUUGUUGUUGUGAACAAAAGUGUUCUCACUGGUUACAGGUUUCCUUCAUCAACAUGUGUCGGGAUUGGUCAAAUGUUUGCUACAAUUGUAGUACUAUGGAUUGGAAAGGCAUUAGGUGUUAUCAAAUUUCCCGAUUUGGAUUUGAGUAUACCAAACAAGAUGUUCCCACUUCCUCUUCUGUACGUGGGGAAUCAGGUAUCAGGCCUGUUUGGGACACAACGACUCAAUCUUCCCAUGUUUACAGUACUUAGGAGAUUCUCCAUCUUGUUAACCAUGUUGGCAGAGGGCUUUCUACUGAAAAAGACCUUCUCUGGGUCUGUCAAGCUCACAGUGUUUGCCAUGAUUUUGGGUGCAUUUGUUGCUGCAAGCUCUGAUUUGGCCUUUGACCUCCAAGGUUAUGUAUGCGUCAUGCUGAAUAAUGUCCUGACUGCUGCCAAUGGGGCUUAUGUAAAGCAGAAACUCGAUUCCAAGGAGCUGGGCAAGUAUGGACUGCUGUACUACAAUGCCUUGUUCAUGAUCCUCCCUACUGUGUUGUAUGCACACUACACUGGGGAACUGCAGACGGCCAUAGAGUUUGAAGGGUGGUCCAAUGUGGUGUUUCUUAUCCAGUUUGGGCUCUCCUGUGUUAUGGGGUUCAUUCUGAUGUACUCCAUUGUGCUGUGCACUCAGUACAACUCUGCUUUGACCACUACCAUUGUGGGAUGUAUUAAAAAUAUUCUAGUGACGUAUAUUGGCAUUGUGUUUGGCGGGGACUACAUUUUCACCUGGCUCAAUUUCAUUGGCUUAAACAUCAGCAUUGCUGGCAGUCUAGUGUACUCGUACAUCACCUUCACAGAGGAACAAUCAAAAAAAUACUGAACAUGACCAUGCCAGUGGAAGGUUGCCAUUAGAGAUAUAGUACCUCUAAUAUUACCAGCUCAAGAUGUGAAAGCAUGUUUUGUAUAAUUAUCCUACUGCAAUCAUUUGUAAUCCAUUUAGAUUUUACUAAAUCGUUUUUUU